AUGGGCAAUAGGGAUAAUUUUCAAGACGAUUUUGAGGGUUCAGCAGACACUGGGUGUGAUCCAACUUUACAGGCCACCAAUAUCUCUGAGCCUGUAAGCGAAUUUCCAGGGGAACAGUGCAAGGGAGAACCAAGUCGAAGUAAAAGGAACUUCGAGGAAAUUAUCUUUCGAAACUCUACAACAACUGAAAAUAACGUUGAUAUUGACAAGCUCUGUGGAGAACCAAGGAGAAAGAAGCAUGAUCAAAGGCCGAAAAGAAUUCGUUCUGCUGAUAUGCAUAACAUUUAUGAGAGAAGGCGUCGGGACCAGAUUAACGAAAAGCUGCGGAAUCUUCAGAAAUUGUUACCCAAUUGUCGCAAGCACGACAGAGUUUCCAUGCUGGAAGAUGCUGUUGAACAUAUCAAAGCCUUAAAGCUCCAAGUUAAGAUGAUGUGCAGGGGUGGAGGAGCAAUAUUGUGGCAAACCCCAUCAUCUUUGCCACAGGUUGGAAUUCCAAACAUGCAGGUUCCCCAGUUUUCCCAAUUUGCACCCAUCAAACCAUUUCUAGGAAUGGGAAUGGGAAUGUUCGGUAUGUGCCAUUCUUUGGGUCCUCCGAUGAUAUCACUUCCCUCAGCCUGUCUACAACCCUCGCUAUCGACAGCAGCGGCAGCAGGAAUGCAUCCAAUUUCUGCUCAUGGAAAUGUUCCCAUCCCUGCAAAUGCCAUUCUUUUCUUCACAACCAUCACCUGCAACCACAGCCGCAUCUACUAUGUUUCUAACAUCUGCGACUGGAUCCUCUCCGGUAUGCAAUAG
Messenger RNA from Dovyalis caffra, 792 nucleotides. The record is from the annotation of a GenBank genome assembly. NCBI's taxonomy places the organism in Eukaryota, Viridiplantae, Streptophyta, Magnoliopsida, Malpighiales, Salicaceae.